Molecule: messenger RNA, 2983 nt
Organism: Exophiala viscosa
Lineage: Eukaryota; Fungi; Ascomycota; Eurotiomycetes; Chaetothyriales; Herpotrichiellaceae
Exons: 2
Coding region: 450-2516 (688 amino acids)
Source: RefSeq, a predicted model, not a curated record
CUGUAUCAUGCAGUACGAACAGCAAAGAACCCUCCCAAUGAUGUACUAUCAUGACUCUUCUGUCUGUUGAACUGGGGGAACCAUUGGGUUCGCGUGAUGCAGAGCGACGUCACACGUGGUGGACAUGUCUAAAAGUCCAAGUUUGAGGCCCAACUCCCUCGCCUCUGCCACCAGCUGCGUUUGUUGCAUUCCCCACCUGGGCUUCCUCACCUCACCACCUCGUAAUUAAUUGACAUCCCUCCUUCAUUUUCAAAACCAUUUGCUUUCUCCUUCUACAUCCUUACAGCCGACUCUACUGUUUUGUUUCGUGCUUUCCAGCGUCUGGCUGCGUCUGCGUCUAUCUCGCUGUUUAUUCGUCAAUCCUCUUUGCAGUCCUUGCUGUUCGGAGUAUCUCCCACCUUGUAAACUCGUACAAGGUCAUCUGAAACACACCAGAGUGGUUGCCUGCCAUGGCAGGCCGCAGAUACGUCGACGAUAUAUCCAUUGACCGCUACGACGACCGUCAGGAUUAUGGUGCAAGAGGUGGUCGUCGGGUAUAUGAAGAGCGUUAUGUGGAUGAAGAGAUAGAUUACCGUCGUCCUGCCCCAGUACGUGAACGGGAAAGGGAACGGGAGCGAGAGGUGAUCAUCCGAGAUGAAGUCCGCGAUAGACCAAGGUCGCCUCCAGCAUUUUUACGAGAGGACUAUGGCCGAACCACGGCCGGCCCAGUGGUACUUCGAGCACGAGAGCGAGAAGAGUUUGACUAUGUACCUCGACCUCGUAGGCGAUCUCCCUCUCCUGAGCCAGAAAGACGGGUUGAAAAGGAGGAGAUCAUAAUAAGAGGCAGGGAAGAGUCAGAGUCUCGACCCCCACCUCGCAGAAGGGAGAGAGAUCGAGAGGUCGAUCGAGAGGAGAUCAUUAUCCGCCGGGACGAAAGAGAAGUGGACAGACGACCACCACCUCCUCCAGCCCCUCGUGAACGAGAGCGCGAGCGAGAGGAAAUUAUCAUUCGGAGGGAUGAAAGAGACCGUGAUGUACGACCUCCCGCUGCAUUAAAUACCUCCCGGGAAGAGAUCAUCAUUCGACGUGACGAGGAUGAUCGACGAUCACGUUUCGACGGAGACUAUGAUCGGGACGAUGUCAUUUCGAGGAGAGGGGAUUACGUGAGACGUCCGGGUAGAGGUGAAAUCGAGAGAGACGAAAUCAUCAUUCGUCGUGAAGAACAGAAUCUGGAGCCUCGGCGUGGAUACGACGAUUACGCCUUAACUCGCCCCAAAUCACAUGAACGGGCCAGAUCUCGAGCCCGACGAUCCAGCAGUGCCGGUUCUGGCCAAGAAAUCAUCAUCCGACAAGAAGAACGAGAAGGUCGGGGAGGAAUUCGCGACAAACAAGAGAUCAUCAUCCGGCGCAACUCUCGCUCACGAUCUCCCAGCUCGAUGACUUCAGCACCGGCACCUCCACCUGCCGCUGAACCGCUGGUCGUCAAUGCUCCCACCAUCCAUCAGGAAGUCAUCACCCAUCAUCGCCACAUUGAUCACGGUUACGAGCUAGCGAUCCCUUCGAGACCUCGUCCCAUCUCCCGUCCACCGUCACCACCAAGCCCACCGUUGCCUCCGCCAGCUCCUCGUGCUCGCUCAGAAGAACGGAUUGAAAUCGACAGAACACAAACGAGGAAUGGCCGGACCGAGAAUGAGAGAAUCGUUAUUGACCGCAACGAGGGAGCAAGAAGCGUCGCUCCUUACUCUCCGCCACCACCACGAGACCCAUAUUACGACCCUCCACCACCUCCUCGAGACCAGUACCGAGGCUAUGAUCGAGAUGUCCAGGAAGAAGCUGAAUACUACAACCAACGUGCCAUGGAACGGGCUUACGUCGGAGAGGGUUACAGAGGUGCUGUGAAAGAUUGGGCGAUGGUGGAUGUUCCUCCAGGCACAAAUCGCGUCCGCAUGGACGGUGCUGGUGGUGGCGCCCAAGAAAUCACCUGGCAGAGAUACAAUGGUGUCCGCAGAAGCAAGUUUAUGCCCGAAGGAGCUGAUGAUGGUUAUAACAACGAAAUUGGCAGACCUGCACCAUUACCGGCGCCUGCCCCACUGCCAGUCCCAGCACCUGUUCCGGCAGGGAACGGGGAUAUUGGACGACGAUACGGGCGUAUGCCGGAUCCUAAGGACGGCUUGUGGACUGAGAUUACCAAGGACCUGGUUGUCAAGGAAGCCAUUCAAGAGAUGGGUUAUGAGUAUGAGGAGACUGAAGAUUUCUACUAUAUCAUUGCCUAUCUGCGCUAUGAAGACGUUGCUCGUCUCGUCGGUCUGUCUGAAGACAUACGCAAAGACCGCAAGAAGCGCAUCAAGGAGAUGGAUUGGGAGAGCCGAGUUGUACCUCCUCCUGCCAUUGAGGACGUGCAACGUCCACUGAUGAUCGAGCCACCCCAACCACCUCGUUCUCGUCAAGAAUGGGAUCGAGAAGAAGAGCGCUAUAUUGAGCGUGAAGUUGUCUACAGAGGAGGUCGUCCUCCACCACCUGUGAACUGGAGACGUUGAGCAUGAUCAUGCCGGUCAACUUUCAGCGCAGUAACGAUACACAAAACGACACGAAUUUCCUUUUAUCCAUUUUCGAAGAUCGAGAACGAUAUACCGCAUGCCAUUUACAUUCCACGAAAUGACGAAACACCAUGACAGACACGAACAGAAUGCAUUUGUCCUUCUCGGCUGCAUUUCAGCAAGCGUAGGAUCAUUUUUGGAUGGAUCCGUAUUUCCGUUGAUGACUGUCAUGUGGAAACGAUGCAUGUGUCAGCUUGUUUAAGCAUGAGGUAUGAUUUUCGACAGCCUUGCUUGGUUUUGUGCAGUGCGGAUUUUACAAGGUCAUGAUUUGAGGACAUGAUGAGACAGCCUUUUGCAGACCCUAGAUAUUGAUGUUUUGUGGACUAAAAGCAUUUGAUACGUUCAAGAUAGCACAACUGUUUUCCGAAUGACCUCUUUUGAUGCUUGACAUGCGAAUACUAGCAUCU